UGGCAAGUUCUUCAGUCGGUAACGCCCAACUUCUACGUAACGAAGGAGGGAGUUGAGUAUUUUCCAAGAUGGCGACGACCAUAGACAGCUGCAAUGCCGUACAGGCGACAAAGAAAAAACAUCUCGGAAUCCCCGAAGCAAUAUUUGUGGAGGAUGUCGAGUCGUUUAUGAAGCAACCAGGGAACGACACUGCAGACGCCGUCUUGAGAAAACUGGAUGAGCAGUAUCAGAAAUAUAAAUACAUGGAGCUCAACCUGGCCCAGAAGAAACAAAGGUUGAAAAGCCAGAUCCCACAGAUCAAGCAGACUUUAGAAAUCCUACGACACAUGCAGAAGAAGAAGGAAACCACAGACCCUAUGGAGACACACUUCCUAUUGGCUGACAAUGUUUACUGCAAGGCUUCAGUCCCGCCCACCGACAAAGUUUGCCUCUGGUUAGGGGUGAGCCAAUGUAUGUUGGAGUACGACAUCGACGAAGCCCAGUCUCUGCUGGAGAAGAAUUGGCGACCCGCAUCACGCAACCUGGACUCCCUGGAAGAAGACCUGGACUUCCUGCGAGACCAGUUUACCACCACCGAAGUCAACAUGGCACGAGUCUACAACUGGGACGUAAAGAGAAGGAGCAAGGACAACCUCCUCAAAUCAGUCGAGAAGUCUUAAGAAAUAGGGAUGUCCUCCCGCCCCUGCAACCCACCCAAACUCCAUGUCUAUGUUCACAUCUCUAGUCUCUACAGUACAAAUCUGCAUCCUGUUCCCUAUAUAGUGCACAACUUUUAACAUCAAAGGUAGUGCACUGUAUCGGGAUAGGAUGCCAUUUGGGACAAAGGCCAAGCUUUAUUCUAUUGAUUUGUUACUUUUUAAAAUUAUUUUUUCAAGUAAAAAAAGACAAAACAGAAGUUACUACAGCAGUUUUUUUUGUAUGAUGUUACUACUAUUAUUAAGCACUCAUAUUUUUUGACCACCUGCGACUGUAGGUUUUCACUGUCCUCCACUUUCUCCUCCUCUCACUGUUUUGUCUUUUUCUUUGAUUAUUUUUCAAUCUGUUAUUGACAAUAAUCUUCACUCGGUACUAGUUUGGGAACUUGGUUUGCUUUCGGAACACCCUGCGCUACUACCCAUAAUCCUCGCUGAGCAGGAAAUGGCAGUGAGGAGGAGAAACAGCUCACCAGUCAAAGCGGAAACCUUCCUCUGAUGUGAUUUCAUGAGUGUGUGAUGUCAAAAUGAAUCCUURUGAAUCCGGUGCACUCCGGAUUCUGAAUGUUCAGACGGUUGUUCCAUGCCCCCUCUUUCCUCUCCUCUGUUCUGUUCCUUACUCCCUGCAUGAGCCUGAAAUGGUGCCCUAUUCUCUAUAUGGUGCACUACUUUUUACCGAAAGCCUACGGGCCUUGGUCAAAAGUAGUGCACUAUAUAUAUAGGGAAUAGGGUGCCAUUUUAGACAACUUCUCAGCUUUCUUGUCGCUCUUCUGCUACCACCUGCCUGUUUUGUUUAUUUUAUCUUCCUCCUGUCUUGUUUGCUCCUCUGUCCACUUCCUCAAUGUAUUUAUUCGUCACGUUGUAUCCAUUAAGACACUUGAGUGAUAAAAAUAAAUUACAAAAAAUAAACUUUACAUGGUG
Molecule: messenger RNA, 1613 nt
Organism: Salvelinus sp. IW2-2015
Lineage: Eukaryota; Metazoa; Chordata; Actinopteri; Salmoniformes; Salmonidae
Gene: vbp1
Product: von Hippel-Lindau binding protein 1
Biological process (GO): microtubule-based process; tubulin complex assembly; protein folding
Cellular component (GO): cytoplasm; prefoldin complex
Molecular function (GO): tubulin binding
Source: RefSeq, a predicted model, not a curated record